GUUAUAGAUGCUAGGCUCCGCUCCAUUUCCAAAAGUUUGAAAUGAAAGUGGAUUGUUGGCGCGCUUCUUUCUGCUUGUUCUUGGAUUGGAUCCAUUGAACUUUUCCCUCUGCGGAUGGCUUCUCCCUCUGAAUCCUCCCUCAUCUCCAAGCUUCAGUCCUCCGAUUCCCCUGGCAUCCACGCCCUAGUCUCCGAUUACCUCCGUCCCCUCUCAGAUCUCAAGCCUACCAAAAAACCCAACCCCGACCAAACCCUAAUUCGCUCACUCGCCAAGCGUUUCCUCUCCUUCCUCAAUGCCUCCUUAUCCCUCCUCCCAAAACGCCUCCCCGAGGUUUCCAAGUCCAACGACUCUGACGCCGUCUUCCUCCUCGAAUUGCUCCGCGUUUACAGGCUCUGCCUCGAUUGUUUGGACGUCGUCGCUUCUCAGUUGGCUUCCAAGCCAUUCUCCGUCGAGUUGCAGCGUCUUCGCCUCAUUCACUGCCUCGAGUCAUGCGGCUUGCUCGAGGAAGCCCAAUCUGAGGGUUUUGGGGUUUUGGAGAAGCUUCGACCCGCCAAGACGAAGGGUAAGCUUCUCCCUGAAAUAGACAAGGGCAGUGGAGACGAUAAAGAAUUGUGCUAUUUGGUCGUUGAUAUUGUUGUGAGCCUCGUGAGGUGUGCAGCCGCGGGCUUGGCUAAAGAGGAUGGCCAUUUCAGGAAGGUGCUUCAGUUGGUGGAGGAAGUAAACCCUUGGCUUAGAAGAUUGGAUUCCAAUUCGUAUGAGAAGUUGCAUAAGAUGUUAGUAACUCAUUUGGGCAAGUGCACUUUAAAUUUAUUGGGGAGGACACCAUUUCUGGAUAGAGACUUUGUGACCUUGUUUUGGUGUACGACAUUAACUGAAUAUGUGAAAUCUCCCAUCAAAGAUCAAGUCUACAAGAUUACCCUCAGGAUAUGCUCAUCAUUGUUUGCACUGAGGGAUAAUAACUCCCUGUAUAUCAUGGAUAUACUGGACUCCAUACUUCGCGAGUGCAAGGUUGAGGAGGGAAACACAGGAAAAGACUUUGUUGAACUUGUAUAUUACUGUGCAAAUAAAUGUCAAACUGCAAAUGCAAGUUUUUGUAGUACAUUUGCAGCAUAUUUGAACAAAAUAGCAGAACAUUUCAAACAGGUUUCGACACCCAUUAAUUCAAUACUGAGGCUUUAUGCUGCUGGAUUGCUCCUUGUUAGUUGUAAUUUGAGAUCCAGAACUGGAGAUGUUGCAUCCUCUGGCUAUGCAAAAUUUGAGUGUUUGCUUGGAACUUUACUUGAAAACGAGAAAAUACUACAGAAUUCACCCCCAUUGCUGGGUUCCUUGCAUAUUUGCAUCAAAAGUAAUUGUAUGUCGUCCAGUGUAGAAGACCAAUGUUUUGCUGGUCCCCCUUGCAUACUAUCAGGUUUCGAUGCCGAGGCCUCUAUGACUUACCUGUCAGUUUACUUAGAGGCAUUGAAAUUUCUAUGCCAACCACUUGCUAAAUCAAUUAAUUCAGAAAGGAAACAGUUAGUUACCGAAGUGGAUGAUGCUUCUGCUAUGACUAUGAUGUCCACUGUCCAAGAUGCAUUCCAUAUCCUUUGUCAUCUUAUUCUUUCUAGUGCAAGCUCCAUGCCUAAAAACAAUGGAGAUGGAUUUGACGAAAAGAGUAAAACAGUGCUUAAUUUAGUUGUAGCAGCCUUCACCCUUUCCAUCAGAACCAAUCUUAAAGUCCAGGAGAGCAAACAAUUAAUUAAUCAGAUCAUUGCUAGCAAAUGGAUUGAAGCUGAAGGAUUAAAAUACAUAAUUGCUUGUCUAUACAAUAUUGCUGUAGUUUUAUACAGAAACAGGCAACUGAAAAAGACUUCAAAGGUGCUAAACUUGUGUUGUAAAGCUUCAUGGCUCUGUAUUAAAUAUCAUUGUGCUAAUCUGUCAGAAGCUGCUUUGAAAGAGUUUGUAAUGGAGGCUUGCACCAGAAGUGCUUUUCUUUUAGAUAUUAUCUAUGAUGUCAACAAUCUAAAGAUAAACAAAAAAAUGAUUGACAUCCUGAAAAACUGGUUCACUGCUAAUUAUUUGUUUGAUAGGCUUCCAGCACCUAUACCUGUAGUAAAGCAGUGGGUAAAGAUAGUAUGUAGACGUGCUACGCAGGUGGAUGAGACAAUUGAUUCUCUUACCUUGUAUAGCCUGCUGUCAUCUUCUACAGAAUUGUCAAAGAGGAAUAAUGCCAUGAUCUUGGAGCAGGAGCUUACUGCAUAUGAGGAAAUGGGUUUUAAAUACCCAGAAUUUUGCCAGAAAAUGCAAAUGAAAAUAACAGACAUUCUCCUGCAAGAUAUAUAUAUCACUCCAGAUAGUCGUUUUCAAAAGGCACAAACUCUAGUGAGAAAGGGAAAGGCAAUUAGGGUUAGGGGCAUAGGUGGUCUCAGGGACUGCAUUCAGUGUCUGUCAGAAGCAAUAACUAUUUUGAAGGAGAUUUCUGGUGAGAUAUGUACUGAUAAUAAUCCCAUUGAUCAUCAAUUGUGUGUGACAUAUUGCUUGCGUGCAAUAUGUACACAGGAAGCUGAAGCUAAUUCAAAGCAAAUCUUUGAAGAUGUCAAGGCUGCUUUGGAUCUAUGGUUGAACAUUUCUCAUCUUAAUCACUUUGAAGAGGGAGAUUGUUCUGCAUUAUCUGACAAUAUAAUGAUUCUACUCUAUAAUGUAGUUGAUUUAUUACAAUUGAAGGGUUUCAUGGAACUGUUCAAUGAUGCAUCUCGAUUGGUGAUUAAAAUGUUUAAAAGGAAGAAUGUCCCAAUUGAGAAGUGGUUGCCCCUAAUGUGGGAAAGUAGAAGUCUAAGUCAUGCCCUUUGUGUUUCGCCUGUAAAUGAGGAAUUCAUCAUGAAUUCAAUGGAUGAGUUUAGUGAACUUUCAAAUAUUGAUUUCUGGAUACGUUAUCUUCAGGGAAAUCAAUCAUCAUUGAUAGGGUUUCAGCAGAAUUUUUCUUUCUUGUUUGCUAGCUCUCAUAAGAAUUCUUGCAGUCACGGGAGCUCUUUUCAAACGGACAUCACAAUUGCUGAAGUUCAAAAAGCAGCACUUGAUCUGAUUUCAAAUGUUCCUGUCCCAAGUCAUUCUACAUUUCUUGCUGGGUGUCUUUUUUAUGAUUUGUGCCCAAGACUUGUUGCAAAUGGACAGUUAAUAGAGGCUCUUUCAUCUGCAAAAGAAGCUCAUAGAUUACAUGCCAAACUCUUCCAAAGGAAGUUUACACAUAGUGUUCAGCAGCAGAAUGAAGAGCAAAAUGUAAUAGCUGAUUCCUCAAAGAAUCUAAUGGAUGGUAUUGAAAAUAUUGGAUUGAACUUAUCAGUUGCCAGGGAAGUUUUGCUAUUUGAUUCUAUAUCAUGGGACUUGGAAGACAAUUAUCUUAGUGCAUGGAAAGUUAUGCAAUGCUAUCUUGAGAGCACUCUUCAGGUAGGAAUCAUCCAUGAAAUGGUUGGAGAUGGAGCUGAGGCUGAAACCUAUUUCAAGUGGGGCAAAGCCAUAUCCUGUUCACUAAACCUCCCUUUCUUUUUAAUUGUUUUUUCUUCCUCUUUAGGAAAACUUUAUGUUAAGAAAAGACUUUGGGAUUUAGCAGAAAAGGAACUACGGAGUGCUGAACAGAUUUUAAAGGAAAGCAACACACUGUUUUGUUGCUCAAAGUGUAAAUUGAAGCUCGAAGUCACUCUGUAUGAGUAUCUUGGAGAUUUGUGUCAAAGUAAAUUUGACACUUGUGAUGGGGUUAUGUCUGAGGAGACUGCAAAAAAUUGGUAUACAUCAGCUCUGGAUAAACUAAAUCUUUCUGAGUGGAAAAAUCCUCUUAGCUGUCCAGAAGUUGGCAGUGAUGGAACUGCAACAGACAUAAAAUGUCCUGCUGGUAAGACUUGUACUUGCUUUAUAAUGAAUGAAGCAGGUGAAAAUGUAAAGAAAUCCAUGAAAGUGGGGCGACAAACUGAGAUUGGGCCAAAACAAAAUAGAAAGACUAAAAUUGCAGCAAAGGUUUUACCAAAGGAACCAAACUUAGUGGUUGAGAACACAUCAAGGUUAACUCGUUCUAGAUAUCGAUCUUUGCAGAACCAAGAUACAAGCAUUCACAGGAAGUUAGAAGUCCAUGAAAGUCUGGAGGGGAAUCAUGUUUCUGAUUCAUCUGAUAUGCUUAGUCAGAAUGGGUCAGUUUUUAGCAACAUAGGUUGCCCUUUUCCUUCAAGGUGUGCAAUAACCUGUGUUUUCUCGAAAAUGAGGUGCUGGUACUGUCUUCCAUCUGAAGUUAUAAGAUCUGGAUUACUAAAUGAUUUUAUUAAUCUUAAAUGGGAGUUUGUCCGGAGGCAACUUUCGAUGAAGCUACUCAGUCGAGUAGUGAAAUGCUUUGCAUAUCCUGGUCAAAUUGAUGAAGCACGUAAAAUUCUUCUAAGAAGUAUAUCAGUUCUGGUCAGCAGAAACCCAUUCUACCCCAUGCCUUCAUCUAUUCCUCUAGAUUAUUUUCAUCAUUUGGUUGCAAGGGAGAUCCCGGGAGAUGUAUUUACUAUUGAACGUGCAGAAAUAGUUCAUGACAUAUGCUGGUAUUCUUUGAAGAGCUAUCAUUCCAAGUUUGCGAGGAACAUUUUCUGUAAUCUGUCUUUCAUCAAGUUUGAAGACCUGUCUUCUUGGCUAAUGGUAGCUUUUGUACUCUCUCGUGAGGUUCCUGUAAUUUUUCAAAAGGUGUCGAAAUUACUUGCUGUGAUGUGUGUAGUUUCUUCCUUGAGUGAGCAAUUUUCUCUGUCAUCUUUUAGCAAAGCUUUGGGUGAAAAUUAUUGGUCUUCAUAUUUCCACCAAGCUUCAAUUGGAACUCAUCUUAAUUAUCAAUUUCUUUCACAUCUAACAGGGAGAUGCAAGGGUUCAUAUGUUACUGGAUCUUCUAGCAUCAAAGAGUGCACAUCUGACUUACUCAGGCUUGUGCCUGAUACCACUGUAGAUCUUGCAGAGUAUGUGAAGAGGUUUUUGGCUGGUCUUCCAUCAACGACUAUAAUCAGUAUAAGUUUGCUUGGACGUGAUUAUACUAGUUUACUACAGGAAUUGUUGUCUUAUCCUACAUGUGUUCAAGCAUGGAUGCUGGUGUCAAGACUGAGCUUUAAGAAUGAACCUGUUGUAAUGUUACUGCCACUUGAUUCUAUUUUACAAGCUUCAGGUGAGGGUGAUCUGAGUACUGGUUCGGACACUUUUCCUAAGUGUGAGGAACAUAGUGAAAAAUGGCGUUGCCCAUGGGGUUUUACAGUUGUUGAUGAUGUGGCCCCAGCAUUCAAAACAAUUUUAGAAGAAAACUACUUGUCAACAAUAUCCCCUCUUGAAGAUACAACACAAAAUAGGAUGUUAUGGUGGAAGCGAAGAAAGAACCUUGAUCACUGUCUUGAUAAAUUACUGAGGAAUCUCGAAGAGUCAUGUUUUGGUUCAUGGAAAUGCUUGCUUCUUGGAGAAUGGUUGAACUGCAAAAAUUUUGACUUGGUGCUUAAGAAUCUUGUGAAUGAUUUAAGAUCUAAAUGCAAAUUGGAUGUAAACGAGGGCCUUCUUAAAAUUAUUCUCGGAGGCUCCAAAUAUGUUUGUGAUGGGAAAACAUUGGUUUCACAACUAUGCUCAAAGAAAGAUUGCUACAUUGCUAAAGUAGGCUAUUGUAAUGAAGCGAGAAGGGGGAUAUUAAAUUCCGCCGAUGGAAUUGGAGUGUCAUCUGAGGUUGCUUUUGAACUGUUAAGUGAGGCAUUAAAUGUGCUGGAAGUGGAUGACUCCAUGUAUAGAGAGCCUAUAAUUCUUGUGUUGGAUUAUGAGGUGCAGAUGCUUCCUUGGGAAAACUUGCCCAUUCUAAGGAACCAGGAGGUUUAUCGCAUGCCUUCCGUGAGCUGUAUUUCUGCCGUUCUUCAUAAAGACAGCAACCAUAAGGAGCAAGUGGGAAGGAAUUUAGGGCCCUUUCCUUUGAUAGAUCCACUGGAUGCUUUUUAUUUAUUAAAUCCAGAUGGGGAUCUUGGUGGCACUCAGAUUGAAUUUGAGAAUUAUUUUAGAGAUCAAAACCUGGAGGGAAAGGCUGGUUUGAGACCCACCAUCAAAGAAUUGGCUUCGGCAUUGGAAAGUCACGACCUUUUCAUAUAUUUUGGGCAUGGAAGUGGAGGGCAGUACAUUCCCAGGCAUGAGAUUCAGAAACUAGACAAAUGUGCUGCUACGCUUCUAAUGGGGUGUAGUAGUGGUUCAUUGACCUUACCUGGUCAAUAUGCGCCGCAAGGUAUUCCCCUGUCAUAUCUGCUGGCUGGUUCUCCAGCCAUUGUCGGCAAUCUGUGGGAAGUGACAGACAAGGAUAUAGAUCGAUUUGGUAAGGCAAUGCUUGAUGCAUGGUUGAAAGAAAGAUCAGAUAUGCCAACAGAAUGCUUGCAAUGCAAUUUAUUGUCUGAAGAAUUUGAGGCCAUGAACUUGAAGGGCUGCAAGGGUAGAGCAAAGAGGAAGGCUCCACGGAAGAAAUUAUUAGAGUUGGCUGAGAGUGAGUCACCCAAGAACUGUGGUCACAGACGCAAAAUUGGAGCUUUCAUGGGUCAGGCACGGGAGGUUUGCACUCUUCCUUUCUUGACAGGAGCAUCUCCAGUAUGUUAUGGUGUUCCUACUGGAAUUUGGAGGAAAACGAAUGUUUAGCUUAACCAACUCAAACCCAACAAGAGUCGCUUCCACAACCACUGUUGGUGUAGAGUGAGGACAAGAACCUUACAAUAGUAACUUAAAAUUUUCUAAAACCGUUCAUUUAAUUUAUUUUUUCUUGCCCCUGCAUAGGGGGCAUGUAAACUGUGACUUCUUCCUCCCCCAAAGGGAGUUUGAGUCUUGCAGCACACCAUGAUUACUAAUUGACCCUAGAAUGGGCUGUCAUUAUUUAAUGAAAUAAUACUUAUGUAAGCUAUCUUGUACGGAUCAAGGCAGUUGGAAUCACGACAGUUCCACGCAAGGGAGACAACCCCUGUCAUUAGAACGGUAUGGGAGAAAAACUGCUCAGUGCGAGCGUUCAAUUUGUAUAUAUGUACGAGGUGAUAAAUUGAUAUUGUAUACUUAUUAAUAUACACAUGAUAUCUCAUCAUUCAAAAUUGUAUACUUCAACGAUUAUUAUCAGUCUUUUGUGGCUGUUACACACCAA
Messenger RNA from Glycine soja, 7120 nucleotides. RefSeq names its product separase-like. Gene Ontology annotation, cellular component: nucleus; cytoplasm; centrosome. The transcript has 27 exons. Gene Ontology annotation, biological process: meiotic chromosome separation; proteolysis. Lineage: Eukaryota; Viridiplantae; Streptophyta; Magnoliopsida; Fabales; Fabaceae. Gene Ontology annotation, molecular function: cysteine-type endopeptidase activity. The coding region runs from base 115 to 6630 and encodes 2171 amino acids. The record is from RefSeq and is a predicted model, not a curated record.